AUGUUCUUAUUCGACAUCUGCUUUCCAUCCACGUCCGAACACUUCAAAAAACGAGGCAGAAGAGGCCUACCCGCUACUGACUCUAGACGCUGGCCAAGUUUAGCCGUCUAUAAGGUUGUCAUGUGGGCAGCGAUCAACACUUGUCUCGCCCUUGUCUCUCAGCUGGGCCUUGACUGGAUCUUGACGAAUGCUACAGGCUGUCGAAGCAUGCUCCGGCUCACCACCAAUAUGCCAAUGCCAUGGGGCACAUUCUGGAAAAUCUUAUUUGCCUUCUUCGGCCGCGAAGUACUCACUUAUCUUUCUCAUCGCUGGCUUCUUCACUGGCGUACAGAUGCAUAUGUCGGCUUCGACGUGGUUCCAGUGUACCUUAGCUCAUGGCACCGAAGUUGGUAUCACAGCCUGCAUACCCUGUACCCAUUCACGGCACAUUACGAUCAUCCGGGCGCUUAUAUAUUCGGCCGAUUUUUACCGCAAUACAUUCCCGUAGUGUUCAUGCGCAUGCACUGCCUGGAGUAUUUCUUAUAUAUCACUAUUGUCAGCCUUGAAGAGCUCUGCGUAUAUUCCGGCUACGGCACCGACCUGACGCGAUUAUCUAUCGGCGUGUCGUCGAAAUGGUUUAUCGGAGGAUGGGAAGUGCAGGCCCACGAGCACUUGAUGAACCGGAGAAUCAAUUUCUCGCCUUGGGGCCUCGGAGAUGCCCUAGCUGGUGCUUUUCAGGGUGAGCGUGUUUCCCCGCCACGACCUCAAUCCCAACCAUCCCAGUCCCGAUCCCAACUAGAAGCCCAGAGAGGACAGUACCAUGUUACUGCCAGGGACAUGACCCGGAGACGGUAG
Messenger RNA from Penicillium chermesinum, 834 nucleotides. RefSeq names its product sterol desaturase family protein. The transcript has a single exon. Lineage: Eukaryota; Fungi; Ascomycota; Eurotiomycetes; Eurotiales; Aspergillaceae. The record is from RefSeq and is a predicted model, not a curated record. Bases 1 to 834 code for a protein of 277 amino acids. Gene Ontology annotation, molecular function: iron ion binding; C-4 methylsterol oxidase activity. Gene Ontology annotation, biological process: ergosterol biosynthetic process.